GAAAAUCCCAUUCCUGUCACGUGCCUUUAACGCGACAAUAAUCACCACAAUUAAUGUUCUAAUUUAUUUAAUUUUUUUUUUCUUGUUUUAUUUUUUACUUGAUUAAUUAGCAAUGAAAAGUGUUAUAGCUAAUGUGCCACAUUUGACAAAGGCACUUGUGGCUACUGUAUUAUGUUUAUCUAUUACUUCUUAUGUAUAUAUAUAUCGUUUAAAAUUAAAUGCGGAUCCUGAUAAUCUACCUUUAUCUAUUUGCCCUUUUAUUGGACUUGUUCCUGGAUUUGUUAUAUAUGCUCCUUGGACUUUGUUAACAGCUACUUUUUACGAAAGCAACAUAAUAACAUUAUUUGGUAGCAUUGCCAUUUUAUUAUUUUGUGGAAAAUAUUUAGAACGAGUAUGGGGUUCAAAAGAGUUAUUCAAGUUUGUUCUUAUUACAGCUAUUAUGUCUAAUAUUGUGACUUGGAUUGGCAUGAUCAUUACUUAUUACAUAUCUGGAGAUGAUCAAUAUUUGUAUCAGAUUCAAAUCAAUGGAUUAUCUGGUGUAUUUUCAGGAUUUUUAGUUGCUUUUAAACAUCUUGUACCUGAACAUCGCAUUGCUAUUAUGGGAGGUAAAAUAUCUAUUCGAGUAAAAAAUUUAUUAGGAGUUGCUACUGUUUUUAGUAUUAUUUGUCUCGUGUUAUUUAAAGCGAUUGUGUUUUAUAAUCUUGUAAAUAUUGGAUGGAUUAUUGGAUGGAUUUAUAUUCGAUUUUUCAAGUAUCAAGAUGGUAUUCAGGGAGAUAGAAGUGAAGCAUUUGCUAUUCAAACCUUCUUUCCCGAAGUUUUACAUCCUGUCAUAUUAUUCAUAUCCAAUAUUGUUUAUGGUAUACUUGUCAAGUUAAAUUGCUGUAAACCAGGUCCUCGUUCAUAUCAUGAUAUGGAGCUUGGUCAUGUUGUACCUGUACCAGGCUCAACUCGUGCAGAAGCAGAAAGAAGAAGGUUUUGUGUAUAUCCUUUUUAUUAUUAUUAUUAUACAUGAAUCUAUAUUGUAUUUACUCAUAUUUAUCAUUCUAGAGCAUUGGCAUUAAAAGCAUUAGACAUGCGUUUAUCUACAGAACCUGCAUUAACAACAAGUAGACCGGAUAGUAAUCCCGUGCUUUUUGACGCAGAAGAAGAAAACAAGCCAGCUUCUACAUAGUUAAUUCUAUCUUCAUAUAAAAAAGAGUGCAAAAAGGGGGACGCACUGACUCCUUUUAUAUAUACAUCAUAGACAUUAUCUAUACUACUUACUUGACACUAACAAAUAAAGCCUUUUUUUUUAAUUUUCCGUGAUAGAUUCCGAAG
This is a messenger RNA of Cokeromyces recurvatus, 1317 nucleotides long. Its product is annotated as eukaryotic integral membrane protein-domain-containing protein. Lineage: Eukaryota; Fungi; Mucoromycota; Mucoromycetes; Mucorales; Mucoraceae. The coding region runs from base 113 to 1012 and encodes 299 amino acids. The transcript has 5 exons. The record is from RefSeq and is a predicted model, not a curated record. Gene Ontology annotation, biological process: retrograde vesicle-mediated transport, Golgi to endoplasmic reticulum. Gene Ontology annotation, cellular component: membrane; Golgi apparatus.